Messenger RNA from Acaulospora colombiana, 1200 nucleotides. Lineage: Eukaryota; Fungi; Glomeromycota; Glomeromycetes; Diversisporales; Acaulosporaceae. The record is from the annotation of a GenBank genome assembly.
AUGAGAUUUCCAUACUGGGAUUGGGCCAGCCCAUCCACUCUUACACAUGGCAUACCCUCGGUCAUAUUUGAUGAGUACGUUAAUAUUGACAACCCAGUCAGAAAGAACGUUAAGAUCAGAAAUCCUCUCCGUGCCUAUACUUUACCGGAAGAUCUUGGAAGCUUAGGGCUUGUUGGGGAUGAAUCUAAUCCAACACAGAGACCUUAUGUACCAGAUGCGACUAGCCCUUAUACACCAAAAGGAUAUGCGACAGUCAGACAUCCGGAUACCAAUUACUUUACCAAUGCAGAUGCCACAAAUCUUGAUGUUAUUACUUCUUGUAGCUCCGUAUUUCGUCCAAAUAUUUAUCAGGUUUUUUUGGUUAAUAACUGGCGCGAAUUUAGCAAUCAUGGAGAUCCCGCCGAUGGAAAACCCGAUUCGAACUAUGGUCAUUAUUCAUCGAUUGAAGUUGCUCAUGAUGCUGUUCAUGGGGCGGCAUGUCAUCCUGAAGCGUGGAUAGUUGGUAACGAAGAUACCGAAGGUACCUUCACUCAAGCUGUAAACAAACGUAUUGAUGAGAACACUCCUCUUACACCAUUUCGGAAAGCCGAAAACGAUUAUUGGACCUCAAAAGACGUGAGAUAUACUAAAACCCUUGGAUACAAUUAUCCUGAACUCCAACACGAAAAGGUGGAUCCUCGCGGUCUUUUGCUUGAUAUGUUGGAUUAUUAUCAUCCAAAUUUAUUCUUGCAAUACCAUUGGAGGCUUACCUUAAAAGUUAAGAAAAAUAAGGUUGGAUUACCAUUUCAACUUCGCGUCUUCCUUGAUUUGCCAACCGCGAGUCCUUCAACCCCUAUCACCAGUCCGAAUUACGCCGGCUAUAUAUCAAUAUUUGCUCGUGGUAGAGAAACACAAUGUGCUAAUUGUGCUAAUCAAAAAGAGGCGGUAGUAAACGGAAACGUUGAUCUCACUAUGUGCAUGAAAAGACUCUUUAUCGAUUUAAAUCCGGGAUCCCGUGGUGACACAGUUAGUCAAAGUUUGACUCCUAACCAAAUAACCAUUUUGGCCGUUUUAAAUGAUGGAAGUGGAAUAAGUCUUGAAGAAGUCGGUUUAAUAUCUGCAGAUUAUUGGGUAUACGAUGAAGGACCUAAGUACGAUCAAGAAUAUGAAAAUUGGAGCAAAAAACAUGUGGGGCAAGUUUAUCCUCAAGCUAACAAUUAG